Schistosoma bovis is the source of this 8671-nucleotide messenger RNA. Lineage: Eukaryota; Metazoa; Platyhelminthes; Trematoda; Strigeidida; Schistosomatidae. The record is from the annotation of a GenBank genome assembly.
GCACUAUUUGAACUUCGGGAGACAUGACCAAGUCCAGUGAUGGUAAAAAGGUUUCGAGUCAGUUGAACGAAACUGAGCAGAACUUCUUACGUGCAGCUCGUGCUGGAGAUCUGUCAAAAGUUGUAGAACUUUUGAACGCUGGUGUACACAUCAAUUUAUCCAACUCGAUUGGACUUACUGCACUUCAUUUAGCCUCAAAAGAAGGUUAUGUUCAUGUUGUCGAUGAGCUACUUCGACGUGGAGCAGAUUUCGAUGCUCCUACUAAGAAAGGAAAUACAGCACUUCAUAUCGCAAGUUUAGCUGGUCAUUUCGAAGUUGUCAAGCUACUUUUGGAUGCUGGUGCCAAUAUAAAUCGUCAGUCAGUUAUUGGAUUUACCCCAUUGUAUAUGGCUGCUCAAGAAAAUCAUCUUAAUGUAGUUGAUCUUCUACUUCAACGUGGUGCAAACCAAGCAUUAACUACUGAAGAUGGUUUCACUCCUUUAGCAGUAGCCUUACAACAAGGACAUGAUCGUGUUGUGGCACAUCUUCUAGAAAGAGAUUCACGUAGUCGAGGUGGCAUGCCAGCUCUACAUAUUGCAGCACGAAAAGAUGAUGCAAAUGCUGUGAGUUUGUUAUUGAACAAUGCAGAAGUUAAUGUGAAUCAUCAAUCUCAACCUGGUUUCACUCCACUACAUAUUGCUGCUCAUUAUGGUAACGUGACUGUAGCACGUGUACUUAUUGAACGUGGGGCAGAUGUAAACUUUCAAGCCAAGAAUAAUAUCACACCAUUACAUGUGGCUGCUAAAUGGGGUCGUGGUGGAAUGGUCCAACUACUUUUGAAUUCGAAUGCCUUAGUUGAUUGUCGUACACGUGAUGGUUUAACACCAUUACAUUGUGCAGCUAGAUCUGGUCAUGCAGAAUUAGCUUCACUGUUGAUGGGUGCUGGUGCAAAUCCUUCAGCUAAAACAAGGAAUGGAUUAACUCCAUUGCAUAUGGCAGCACAAGGUAAUAAUGAAGAAGUUGCUCGUGUAUUGAUUCUGCGUGGUGCUAGUGUAGCUGACAGAACAGGAGAUUCUUUGACCCCACUACAUGUGGCUGCUCAUUGUGGUAAUACAGAAGUGGCACGUGUACUCUUAGACAAUGGAUGUGAUGUGAAUGCACGUGCUUUGAAUGGUUUUACUCCAUUGCAUAUUGCUUGUAAGAAACAAAAAAUUCGAGUUAUUGAACUACUUCUUCAGUAUGGUGCGCAAAUCAAUAUGACUACUGAAUCUGGCCUAUCUCCAUUACAUGUGGCAGCAUUUAUUGGUGGUCCAGAGAUUGUUCAGUUAUUAAUACAACAUGGUGCACAAGUGAAUCAAGCUACAAUGCGUUGUGAAACAGCAUUACAUUUAGCUGUACGUAAUCGACAAGUUAGUGUUGCUGAAACACUUAUCUAUCAUGGUGCAUCGGUAAAUGCUAAAGCUAGAGAUGAACAAACACCGUUGCAUGUGGCGUGUUUAACUGGGACACCAGAAUUAAUCAAUGUAUUGUUAUCAUGUAAAGCUAAUCCGAAUCUACCAGCUCGUGAUGGUUAUACAGCUUUGCAUAUUGCAUCUAAAGAAGGUCGUCAUGAUUUGUUAGGUCAAUUGUUAGAAGCUGGUGCUGAUUUAAACGCUCGUACGAAGAAAGGUUUCACCGCUCUUCAUCUAGCCGCUAAGCGUGGUCAAGUCAAAGUAGCUAAACAAUUAAUUCAAGCACAACCGAAAAGUGUUAACGCUAUCGGUCAGAACGAUUUAACUCCUUUGCAUAUUGCUACACAUUAUAAUCGUUUACCUGUCGUACAGUUAUUAUUGGAUAAUAAUGCACAAGUAGAUUGUCGAGCUGGCAAUGGUUAUACGUCGUUACAUAUGGCAGCUAAACAAAAUCAUUUAGAUAUUGCUACACUUUUAUUGGCUCAUGAAUCUGACCAAAUUCAAAUCGCAAAUUCAUCAUCACGUAGUGGGUUUACACCAUUACAUUUAGCUGCACAAGAAGGUCAUACUGAUAUGGUUUCAUUACUACUACAACAUGGAGCUGAUCCAAAUCAUCAGUCGAAAAAUGGUCUUGCACCACUACAUUUAGCUGCUCAAGAAGAUCACGUGUCAGUGGCACAAAUUUUAAAAUCCGCUGGUGCUAAAGUUAGCCCUCUAACUAGAGCUGGUUACAGUCCGUUACAUACAGCAUGCCAUUUUGGACAAAUUAACAUGGUACGCUACUUAUUAGAUUUACCCGAUGCACCAGAUAUUAAUCAACGAACGCAAAUGGGUUUUACUCCGUUACAUUUAGCUGCACAACAAUGUCAUUCACAAGUGGUUCGUUUACUUCUAGAAAUGGGUGCUGACAGUAAUGUUAGAAAUCAGCAAGGUCUGACACCAGCACAUAUAGCACGUAAACAGCAUUAUGUCACAAUAUUUGAUAUUUUAAAAACUGUCACUACAAUUGUUGUCAGUUGGGAGGAGGAACAUGAAGAACUUGAUCAAACGCUAAUGUUAGAACAUCCAGAUUUUAUGCGUGAACAUCCAUUUACAGAAUUAGAUGAAGAUGGUGUUGCACCUUCACCAUCAAUUUCACAUCGGUUGUCAUCAUCUAAUAAGAAACUAAAAUCAAAUGAAGAUGAUAAUUAUUAUUCAUCUGAUGUUACUGAACAAAAGAGUCAUACUGGUCUGUUCAAUUCAGCUUUUGAUAGUACAAUAUUAGCUGAAACGGAGAAUGAUGAUAUUUGGGGGCAAUUAGAGUAUAUGCAUUCCACUUUGAGUGAUGAGAAUACAAAUGAAUUUAUCGCUACUCAAACUAGUUCUGUCUUGGAAACUAUCUCCCCAAAAUCUGUGCAAAAUACUGAAGUUCAAAUGUUCGGAGAAAGUGGUCAACCUGAUGGUGAUUGGGAUUUGGAAGUAGACAAUAUGGCUGUUAAUAAGAAGCCAAUUAAUACAGGAUUUUUAGUUUCAUUCAUUGCGGAUGCUCGCGGAGGUCUAAUUCAAGCAAGACGUUAUCCUGAUCUUAGGAUAUUUAUUCCUCCAAAUGUUAUCAAUGGUCCACUUCGUAUUGUUUGUCGUCUAGUUCAUCCUGAUCGCAUGAAUUCACCACCAAUUAUGAAUGAUGGUGAUGGUUUAGCCUGUCGGUUACUUGAAAUCGGACCAGCUGGUAUACGAUUCGCUUCACCUAUUCUCUUUGAAAUACCACAUUAUGCUUUUUUAAAUGGGAAAAAUCGUGAGAUUGUUAUCCUCCGUUCAGAUAAUGGUGAAACAUGGAAAGAGCAUCCAUUGGAUGCUACAGACCAAGCUGUUCAAGACACUUUGAAUGGACAUUUUGAUUACGCUGGAUCAUUUGAAGAAUUACGUGCUAAGUCAAUACAUCGUAUUUUAACAUAUGAUCUACCACAAUAUUUUGCACUUAUUACACGUAUCAAGCAAGAAUUAAUUUUAAUUGGUCCAGAAGGUGGUACAUUAACAUCUACAGUUGUACCAGACGUACAUGUUCGUUUUCCUCAAGGUGCUUUACAAAAACGUAUACGUGUUGGUUUACAAGUACAUCCAGUUGAUCAUGAACUUGUAACAAGAAUGCUUGGUCCACGUGUCUCUGUAUCACCGAUUGUAACAAUUGAACCACGCAGACGUAAAUUUCAUAAACCAAUUACCUUGACUAUACCAUUACCAAAAACAGCUAUGUCAUCCUCUAGCGGUGUUGCCGACACUAAAUCUCGUUCAACUAUCGAUUCACCUAGUCUUCGAUUACUGUGCUCGAUUACGGGUGGAACAUCACCUGCUGUUUGGGAAGAUAUUACUGGCAGUUCUCCGUUAUCUGCACACGAUCUUUCUGUUUCAUUUACAUCUACAGUAUCUGCAAGAUUGUGGCUCGUAGAUUGUCCUAAUAUUACUGAAGUUGUUGAAUUAGCCAGUCGUGUUUAUCAUGAAUCAUUGGCAGUGCCUUAUAUUGGGCAGUUUAUAGUGUAUGCCCGUAGAUUUCAUCCUGAAGAAGCUCAAUUACGUUGUCUUUGCCUUACUGAUGAUUCGGCAGAGAAAACGCUUGAACUACAAGAAGGAUUUCAACUAAUAGCCACUGGACCAUGUAUUGAGGUUCUUGAUGAUCAUCCACACUGGAUUGAAACAGCUGGUAACUUAGUGCCUGUUGCUAAAACUGAGGAACAAUUACAAUUAGGAAUGCAUGCGUUCCGUGAGAAUCGUUUGAAUAUGAUUGUACGUGUGAAAGAUUUAUCACAGCCGGCUGUUGGAAAAUUAGCGUUUAUGCGUCAUCCUCGAGCUGUACUACAAUCUGCUGGGUCACCUGUAAAACCGGCAACAGUUCUAGAGGCUAAAUUACCAGACGAAUUUACUGAUUACAUGACUGAUGGUGUAUUAAAAACAACUGAUAUUGAUGAUAUGCCACCUUAUAUUCCAGAAUAUAAUCAAAAUGGUGGUCAAUACACCACAUACAAUGAAUCGUUGCCGCAAACAUGGUCAAAACAAGAUCAUUACGAUGAGCCAUUAGCUAAAUCUGAGCUUGAUUUACGACAAGUUGCUUAUCAUUUAAAAUCAGAUUGGAGAAUAUUAGCUCAAUGUUUAGGCUUGUCUGAUGAAGAUCAGUAUAAUAUUACUUCUUUGCCUAAUCGUCCUGAUGAAGAAUAUGCAUAUACUAGUUUAUUGUUGUGGCAAGAACGUAAUGGGAAUGAAUUAACUUCGGGUACGCAACUUGCCGAAGCACUACAAGCUAUCGGUCGUAAGGAUAUAUUGGAAUAUUGUAUGACUAACAUUUCGCCUGUAAUAACAGCUGAUGAACGGGUUACUGCUUUACGUUCAUUGAAUGCCGUUUCGCCCAAUUUAAAUAUUAAUCGUGAAAAUCGAUCUCAUUCAAAAGAUGGCAGUGGUGGUUUAAGUGAAUCAGUUGAUACGGGUUAUGGCACACAAACCGGAUCUACCACACUAAUACCAACAACACCAGUGAUUACAAAGACAAUUUCAUCAACAAUUCAUACACUACCCACUUCAAGCAAUGUAGAUAAUUCUAAACAAUCUGAGCAAGAAGUGGAGCAAGAAAUUAUACAACCAGUUACUGUGACCACUGGUCGAAUUUAUUCAGGGUCACUACCAUAUGUGGGAAAAUCUAUUACUGAUGUUCCCGAAGACAAAUAUGAUGUAUUAAAAGGAGUUGAAAAUAUUCUGGUUGAUAGUCAACAUUCAUCGACCAUAGAAGAUGAUAAAAUAAAUUCCACUUCUACUGGACCUCCAGUCGAUGAAGAAAUAGUCGUCCCUACUCAAAUUAAUCGCACUGUUCAAUUAAAUCGUACAGACGAUACGACUAAUAAUAGUAAUAAUAUUCAUAAACAAAUUGAAAAAGAUAGUAAUUUAUCAAACAUUUAUCCAGAUGUUUCCAGUGAUGUGGAGUCAGAUUUAUCGCAGGCUACAGAAAAACACAUUUUCAUUAAACAGCACAAACAGUUAUUCAGUGAUUCAUUAUCUCAUCCUAACUGUGAGAAAUCGACUGGCGAUGUACAGUCGAUAGUAAGUAAAUCACUCGUUGAUAAAGCAGAUAAUGAACAAGCUCCAGAUGAUCAUCAUUUUGAAUCAUGUGAACAAGAAAUUUGUGCACAUCACUAUCAAAGAUGUGGUGAACUUGAAGCUACAUGGGGUAAAGGUGCAGAUCAAGAUGUUCCACCUUGUGAAACUAGUGGAUUUCAUGUAGAUAAAACACAUGAAAAACAAGUUUGUAAAACCGUAUUAGAUGAAUCAAAUGAAGAGAAGAUUUGUGCAUAUCACUAUCAAAGAUGUGGUGAACUUGAAGCUACAUGGGGUAGAGCUGCUGAUAGUAGUACUAACAAAGUACAAACAAGUAAAAAACAUGAAGAAAUGUUGUCUAACGCACCGGGUAUUGUACCAUCUGAGCAGUCAGGGUGCACAUAUCAGUUGUCUGACGAAACCGAAAUUACAUCAAGUAAACCUAAACCAGCAAAUACAUUUUCGAUUGAAGAUACAAUGCAGCAACCAUCAUCAUCGUCACAAGAGAAACUAACAAAAACAAUCAUCAUUUCAAAACACACAAAAUCAGAUAAAGAUGACAAUAUUAUUCAAAAUAAUAUGGAAAAAGUCAUGAAAUCUAAUCAGAAUUAUUAUGAUCAAUCGCAUAAACUAAACGAUGACAUUUAUGAAUUUCCUGAUAGAGUAAUUGCAAUACCACAAAUGGAACCCGUCGAUUCGACAGAAAUACUAUUUGAUGAUACUUAUUAUAAUAAUAUGUUAGGUGAUUUACUACAGGGUCGUUCAAUAUUAGAACCAUUGACACCUAUACCGGAAACAUCUGAAUAUUCGACAAGAUCAUCUGUAACUAGUAUAAAUCCAUCGAAAAGUUGGCAAAGUAGUGAUUUAAGUCCUUCGGAUUCGAUUGAAAUUCGUCCUGGUGGUGGUGCUGUCACUAAUGUAUCACGUCGUCUAUUGCAUCCAUUUUCCCAUUCAAAUCGUACAUCACAUGAAUCAUUUAGUGGUCCACAAAAAUCAUUCAAAAAUCCAGCUCUAUCUGUACAUAGUAUAUCAUCGAUUCAUUCUGAACCGGAUCGUAUUCGACGUUCAUAUGAAGCACAUUCUAUGGAAUCUCCAGGUCAGGAUUGUCAUAUGGAUUUGUCUAGUUCAUUACGUACACACAGUAGUCGUUCAUCAUCGUUAGCAGAAUUUUUACGUUUGGAAACAUCUUGUGAUGGUAGUCGUGGUGAUCUGUGUAUCGAUGUUGAUAAUGACGAUGAUGAUGAUAAACGACUUUGUGAACAUGAUCAAAAUUUACACGAUCUUAUUCAAAGUAUACAAGAAUUACAAAGACAACAUUUAGAUGAAUCAACGGGUUUAAUUACACCACUCAGUGGUGAUGAGGAUAGCUCUAAUAGUCGCUUAGCUAUUGGCUCCAAUGAUAUUGAUCGUCAAAUAGGUGAAUCAAUUAGGAAUGCAGAAUUAGAAUCAUCGGUGUCAUUAUUAUCCGCUUCCUCUUUACCACAAGUUAAUACUACAUCUAGAUCAGAGAUGCAACAAUUACUACAACCAAUAUAUAUGAGUAGUUCUAGUUUAAACUCCUCGGCACCACAGCCAUCACCGCCAUCCACAACAACAGCAAAAUUGCCUGUGGGUAUCACCUGUAGAGUUAAUCAGUAUUUCUAAUAAUUAGUCUAUGACUGUUUAUUCAUCAAUCUGUAAAAUGUUUUAACCAUAAACUUUAUGUGUUAGGCUAACAACGUGCUUGCUAUUUAUGGUUGUUAUAAUGUUUGACCUAUACAUACUAAUAUAUUUAGUAACUUUUCUCUCUAUUCAUUUUCUUCAUCAUGUGAGUAAAUGACUUGAGGAAUAUUUAUACAAAUAUGGGUGUGGUACAUAGUAUAAAACCAUCCCGUUAACUGUUCAGUGUGUCGUGGAUAUAUAUAUACCAUAUUGUGUCAUUGUUUUCCUUUCUACGUUAUUUAAACCGUUUUCUUUUUUUCGAUUUGAAGUACUUUGUUGAAUAACUAUAGUUAUUACUCGCACUUAUAGUGUUACAUGAUGGGACAUUUCGUAUUUAGUAGUAAUAACCAUAGCUUUAUUUAUAUUUAGAUAUAAAAAAGGUUUUUUGUGUUUACCUUUUCUGUUUCGAAUGAAUUGUUUUUUUUUCUGAAAGAAAAACACAGCUGAACUUUAAAUUAAAACAAUAUUAUGGAAAGGAAAUAUCGUACAUUUGAAAUUUACUGUUAAAAAGCAAUAAAAACUACGUUUUCAUUGUAAACUGUUGAUGUUGAUGAUCCUUUAUCAAAGAAUUUAUUCGUUCAGUUGUUGUGGAAUAGUUUUUAUAUAAAUAUAGUUUUACAGACGUGAACGCAUAUCACAGACUUGGACUAAAGACUGUUAUUUAUAAUCUAAUUUUUCAACAAGCCUUCCCGUGUAUUUUUCUUGUUUGUUUUUCCUGGUUGUGUACUAUCUCUGCUUGUUCAUAAUAAUAAAAAUACAACAAGUAAUUUUUUUUUCAAUCCAAUCUUACAGUUAGUCGGCUUUUUUUUGUUCUGAGCAUGUUUACUUGGGAGCAUUCUUUGUUUUUUGUCUGUCACCAAGUGGGGAAAAAACCUUGUAGAAAUUACGUAAUCCUAUGCACUUUCUCUAUUGUUUGUUGUUUCUACGUCACUAAAACAAAACAAAAAAUAACCAAAAACUGACUCUGUAUGUUUUUUUUGUAUUAGUUGUAUCAGCUACAAUUGUUUUGUGUUUUUCUUAUUCGUUUGUUUUAUAAUAACGUUUUUCCGCAUGUGUAUUUUAUUUCCUUUCCUGUGUUUAUUUAUUAUUUGCAUGUUGCAAAUUCCUCAAUAACACACUUGGUAUUAUUACACAAUUAUUUUUUAAGAAUUUAGCUUUGUGCUUCGUUUAAAAAUUAAUUAACAAUUAUUGUCUUUAUUUACUUUCAGUCUUUAUAAAUUGUUCUGUUUGGUAAUACUACAGUAUAUUUGUGUUUAAUCCCUCUCCCUCUAUGUAUGCUACGCGUUAUCAUCAAUUGCUAUUGUAGUCAUUAAUACUAUCAUAAAUUGUAAUUUUUCUUACCUUAUGUAGUCGUAUAAUCAGGAUGCUUUUCUGUCCUCUUUACAUGAUGGAUUUAACUCCACUGACGUAAUUGUUUGUUUGUAUCGAGUUAAAAGUCUGAAAUUAACUCUUUCCUGGUCGAUUUAAAAAGCAAUAGUUUAUGG